Messenger RNA from Xenia sp. Carnegie-2017, 1154 nucleotides. RefSeq names its product exosome complex component CSL4-like. The transcript is spliced from 6 exons. Lineage: Eukaryota; Metazoa; Cnidaria; Anthozoa; Malacalcyonacea; Xeniidae. Gene Ontology annotation, biological process: RNA processing. The coding region runs from base 410 to 1003 and encodes 197 amino acids. The record is from RefSeq and is a predicted model, not a curated record. Gene Ontology annotation, cellular component: cytoplasm; nuclear exosome (RNase complex). Gene Ontology annotation, molecular function: RNA binding.
GUUUGAAGUCCAGAAUAUGCUCAAGAAACCUGUUAUUACAGCUAUGUUGUACGUUCAAAUGUCUUUGAAAGCAUUUAAGAAUGAAUUCUUAAAGAAACAAAAGCUUGCUUCAUGAACACAUUGUGGGCUGUCUCGAAAUCACCCUGGAAAAUGGGAUAGUUAAUUUGGUGAACUUAUGCAAAGGUUGCUCAGCUGAACCUACUCUUUGGUUACCUCUGUUGUCAAUGUCCGCUUUAUUUGGAAAAGAAACGAAUAAAAUGAAUCAUUGAACAAACCAAGGAAGCACCAACACACUGUCUCCUAAAUCUUCCUCCUUGUACCUUGAUGUCCCCCAAAUUCAAUAUGGCGGAAAAUUUAAAAUACAACUUUGAAAGAUAAUUUCGAAGAUUUUCUCCUGCAAAAGUCAUUAAUGAUGAAAAAAUUUGACGAAAAAGAAAAAAAUAAGUACGAAAUUGUAGUGCCAGGUCAAUAUCUUGGUCCAACAGAUGAAUAUAAAUGUGGAGAAGGAACAUAUGUGCGAUUUUGUCAAAUUUAUGCAAACCGUGCAGGGUACAAAACGGUGGAAAAAAUGAACGAAAAUGAAAUUCGUGUUAGUGUUUUACGAGAUAAACAUGGUCAUGUAUUGCCAACUAUUGGUGCCGUUGUAACAGCCAAGGUGAAUGGAUUGAACACAAGAUUUUGUAAAUUGGCCAUUUUUGCAGUUGAAGGUAAUUCUCUUGACGAGCCCUUUCGCGGUACCUUAAGAAGAGAGGAUAUUCGUGCCAUGGAGAAAGAUACUGUUGAAAUUUACAAGUCAUUUCGUCCUGGUGACAUUGUCCAAGCCAGAGUAAUUUCCUUAGGAGAUUCGCAGUCAUAUUUUUUAUCAACAGCCGAAAAUGAACUUGGUGUGAUUAUUGCUACUAGUGAAGCAGGUGCCUCCAUGAUUCCUGUCAGCUGGAAGGAAAUGCAAUGUCCAUUGUCAAAGAUCAAAGAGUUCAGAAAAGUUGCCAAAGUACAGGUUUGAAAAAUGAAAUUUCACCAAUCGUACAAUUUUUAAGAUGUAAAAACUGAUGUGUGAUGCACCAGAAAUUACUUUGAAAAAACAUUGAAAAAAGAAUUACAUCAUAUUAUUGCAAUUAAUAAAAUUAACACUAUGCUCGUCCCAGUCCUCCAAA